Molecule: messenger RNA, 1203 nt
Organism: Nezara viridula (southern green stink bug)
Lineage: Eukaryota; Metazoa; Arthropoda; Insecta; Hemiptera; Pentatomidae
Source: the annotation of a GenBank genome assembly
AUGGAUACUGCAAUCCAAAAAAAGGAGAUUCAAUCGCUGAGAAACAAAUGGACUAAUAGCUUGGAAGCUUAUGAAAAUGACACAGAUUACAUCAGUGGGAAAUUGUCAGUCUCUGCACAAAUUCCACCUGAAUUCACACUGCGGUGCAAUAAUUAUAGAGAUGCUUCACCUCUGAUGAUCAAGAUUACUGCCCUGCCAAAGAUACAGCUGUUCUUUCAAUUCACCGCUGAUUACCCUGCCAAAGGCAUGCCAACUUACCAGAUUUCAUGCUUGUGGCUGACGUUUGAUCAGCUGCGAUCAUUAUGUAGGCAGUUGAAUCGUUUAUGGCAAACCUAUUCUGGGUCACCAAUUUUGGAUAUUUGGGGUACUUUUCUCCAAGAAGCAAUAGCCUUUCUAGAGAUGGGAAAUCUAUUAGAUUUAACUGAAGACGCCGACGAGAAUUCUCCACAGAAGAAAAAAAUGAAGUUCUCAGGAAAGAAUAAAGGGUACGGGAAGCACCGAGUUCUGGUGGCAAAACUAGAUAUACCACUUUCUGACUAUUUGAUCAAAUUUAAUAACAAUAUAAGAGUUAGAGAAUUUAUGGCCGCCUGGCACACCUGUAGCAAGUGUUCACAGGUGAACUUGGGAGCUAGAAGUGUUGUAUUUAAAAUGUGUCGUCACAUUUUGUGUUUAGCAUGCGUGAAGCGUCUAGUUUCCUCACAAAGACCAAUGAUGAAUGCCUUUUACAUUUGCCCUGUUCCUCUGUGCGAGAAGUCUGUGUCAAAGACUAAGGUCCUGUCCUUCCUAGACGACAUUCGGGCAAAUAGGGCAUAUGUGACGAAACAGGUAUAUUCCUUGGCGGAGAAAUUAAAGAAUACAAAAACGCAUGAGGAAGAGGAGCGGCCGAAGAAGGUGGUGGAAUGCCCGUCGUGCGGCGGCUCUGUGGACGUCUUUAGUCUUGAUGACAAUCUGGCCAUGUGCUCCUGCUGUGGUAACAUAUUUUGCUAUCUCUGCGACAAAACAUACCAUGGCAUUAACCCAUGUCACAUAGCUUUAGAGGACAAGGUGAGGGUGUUUCUUGCAUACUCUUCCGCCAGCGAUGAUGAAAAAGCCGCGCUUAUAUACAAGUACGGGCAAAAGCGUUUGUCCCGACUCGUGCUCCAGAUGUGUCCUCCAGUAGAGCCUGCCAAAGUUGCCGUAGAACCGAUCGAAGUUGAUGAGUGA